AUGACCUCUGAGACGACCGGAAACAGGUAUUCACUGCCCCCCAACAAUGGCUCCGCCAACUAUUGGCUAGCUAGAGGGUUAUCGUUUCAGAAUGAGGCUGCUGCCCAAAUUAGAGCUUGUCUACAGAGUCAUGGUUUUGACAUGCAGGAAAUGUAUCAGGCGCUUUUGAUGAGCCUACUAAGCAUGGUGACCAUUAGUGUUACCAGUGGGAAGCUGAGCAGCGCGCAUACCUACUUGCAAGGCGCCGGAAAACUUAUCCAGAGAUACCAAUUGGCAAGGUCCAGCCUUCCCUCCUGGAAAAGCAGAAGUCUUACGGCCCUGCAUCAGAUUUAUUUAUAUCUGCAGACCAUUCAUAGCAGCACUCAUAUUUCCUGGGCAUCCUGUUCCGGCAAGAAUAUAGACACGGAGUCAUCAUCUAACUCCGGAUUUAUUAAGGAAGUCCAUGGACUAGCAGCUUGCGGAUCUCAACCUUCCGUGACCCCACAGACCAAUUUUGACUCUCUUUUAGAUUAUGGAGGCGACCGCCAACUGCUUACGAACAUAUAUGGCGUCCCAUACUCGCUCCUGAAGCUAAUCGGACGUGCAUCGGAACUGGCAAAGGAAGUUGAGGAACACGGCGAGACUGUGCAUGAUACUACAGGCUUCCGUCUCCGAUGCGAGAAGCUCGAGGAUGACAUUUGCACUUACCAGUCAUCGCCAUCAAAUGGAGAGAACCUUACUUCCAACUUCCGCCCAGACGAUACAUGCAUGCAAAUCUCUUCUCACCUGGCACACGCAAUGCAUGACGCUCUGAUCGUAAUGUUCUUCCGGCGCGUGCGCAAGGUGCACCGGGCUGUUCUACAACACCACGUCAAAAGCACCCUCGGUCAUCUCAAGGACCAGGAGGCGAUCAAAACUGGAGCAGGGAUUCACGCACCAGCACUUCUUUGGCCGUGGUUUAUGGUGGCUGCUGAGGCAACCGGGGAAGAUCUGAGGGAAGAGGCCCGGCAAUGGUCCGGCGUCGCUAUGCGAUACGGUGGCCGUAAUAUCGAGGCCGCUGAGCAGGUGGUACGGGAAGUAUGGCGGCGCCAUGACCAGCGACUGUCCCGGGCGACAUGGGUCGAUGUGGUGCGUGAGUGGGCAGUAAGUCUCGUAUUGACUUGAGGACCGGGGGUAAUUGUACUAUAGAGCAAGCUGUUCUUGUGAUAUACCUGCAAAUGAGGGCCUUGCAGUAUCUCUGUGUUCAUCCCCGCAUGGGCCACGAAUGAGACACGGCAGUUGGAUCCAUCGUUUAUCGCAAGCCGAGGCGGGAUGGAGACUGGGGAAGGUCCAAGCUCGGCAUAACCUGCCUCUGUCUCCUGGCAAGAAUGAAGCCAAGUCAAAGCGUUGUGCGCAGGAUAGACAUCGACUACCCGUAUCUAGGUAUCUAAACCCCGUAGCCAUAGAAAGUAUUCACUCAGACCGGCUCGCGAUAGCCUUCCCCAGCUACAGUUUACCAACAACCGGACUAUCAGUGACUGAAUGGAAG
This is a messenger RNA of Monascus purpureus, 1507 nucleotides long. Lineage: Eukaryota; Fungi; Ascomycota; Eurotiomycetes; Eurotiales; Aspergillaceae. The record is from the annotation of a GenBank genome assembly.